AUUUGUUAAGUUUUCGUUGGACCAUACUAAAUAUGCUAAUUUAAAUUGGGAAAGGGCUGUUGGUGCUGAGCACUAUGCCCUCCUGCAAUCAUUGGAAAAUUUAUUUCUACAAAAGCAAACAGUUCGUCACGUAGAGUGCUGUAGUUAUCAAUUAUUUCAUACGACUAAUGAUUUCAAGAAUUAGUCCACGUUUUGUUCAGUGAAAUUGAAAACUGAUUUUUAAAUACACUAAAGUCCCUACUGUACUAGAAAAUUAUUGGUAUUUCGAGCCUUUCAUAUGAACAUAAUGAAAAUAUUCCAAAGGAAGUUGCAAUGCCUUCACAGAGCUCUCCAGGAAGAUGUCAUGUUCUACGUUACAUAAGCAACCCUGAGAAUACGUCGAGUUGAUAGUGUUCUACGAUGACUUCAGCUUUUCCUGCUGAAGAAUUCGUGUUUCCUUUUUUCGACAAUUUCACGACACAGGAAGUGACGAAUUUUUCUACCAAUUCUUACAACGAAAGUUUUCAAGAGGCGAAUAGGUUUAUUCUUCCAGUAUGGCGACAAGUAUUGUGGACGAUUCUAUACGGAAGCAUGGUGAUUGUGGCAACAGGAGGAAAUUUAAUCGUUAUUUGGAUUGUGCUGGCUCACAAAAGAAUGAGGACUGUUACGAAUUAUUUCUUAUUGAACUUGUCGAUAGCAGACACGAUGGCGUCAACCUUGAAUGUCACCUUCAACUACGUCUACAUGCUCAAUUCACAUUGGCCAUUCGGUGAAUUGUAUUGCAAAAUAACACAGUUCAUCGCUAUGCUAUCCAUUUGUGCAUCGGUGUUCUCCCUCAUGUCCAUCUCGAUUGACAGAUACAUGGCCAUCAUGAAACCCCUCCGACCUCGAAUGGGUCGGACGGUAACUCUCCUUCUAGCUAUGAGCACUUGGGUUGUCGGCUUCAUCAUAGGACUUCCGUCCUGGCUCUUCUAUAAAACCUACCAUUUCUCCAUCUCGGAGACGGAAGAGAGGAUCAUAUGCUUUUCCGAAUGGCCGGAUGGAGUCACCAACGAAUCCAUGAUAGAGUACAGCUACAACGUGGCUUUCCUGUUUGUGACCUACGUUGUCCCUAUCGGAUCGAUGACGUUCACCUAUGCCAGGAUAGGAAAAGAGUUAUGGGGGUCGCAGAGCAUAGGCGAGUGUACACAACGUCAGAUGGAAAACAUCAAGAGCAAGCGAAGGGUGGUGAAAAUGAUGAUGGUUGUUGUAAUUAUAUUCGCUGUUUGUUGGCUUCCGUAUCACCUUUACUUCAUCGUCACUUCCUACUUUCCUGAUAUCACCAAUACUCGAUACAUCCAGGAGACCUACCUGGCCAUUUAUUGGUUAGCCAUGAGCAACUCGAUGUACAAUCCUAUGAUAUACUGCUGGAUGAAUGCAAGGUUCAGAAGAGGUUUCAAACAGUUUUUUUCAUGUCUUCCUUGCGUACACGUCGCCCCAGCUGCACUCACUCGGAGAGAGGUCCUAACAGGCAGAAAAAGAUCAUGUUCUGGUUCUCCUGACCACAACAGGAUAACGAGAAAUGGGACGCUUCGUAUAACUUUCAUGACAAGCCGUCCUAGCCCAACGGCAUCGACAAACACGUACUAUUCUAACGUGCACGACGAGACUACGCAGAUUCAUCGUGGCGGAUUUGAAUCGAAGAGAAAAUGGAGCGGCAUAGAGAUGAAACAGUUCCCUGCAUCCUGACGAAAGAGACAUCUUGGUGAGGUCGACGUAAGUUCAAUACAGGAGAGACGGGAAUGGAUAUGAUAUAAAUCCUCGCGAUCCAACAAUCGGUGGAAUCGCGGGGCCAACAGGAACAGCAUUAUUCUAGAUCGAAAUUUCUAAAUCUGUAAAUUAUCGCAUGAAUAUUCACCCUGUUUAUUGAAGAUUUUUCUCACUUGGUGAAUUGAUCAUUCUGAUUGGAAUAAAAACGUGAGAUGGCCCAAGUGGACAUCACAGCUUUUCUUGAAGAUGUCAUCAACUCAUGACUUUCACGUCAUAAUCAGACCUUUUGUAAUCAAUAUGCAUAGUCAGCAGCUACAACAUAACAAUUAUCGAAAAAAUUGUCAAUUUUUGUUUCUGGAAUAAUUAUUGUUUUGCGAUGCUUGAAUAAAGUUUUCGAUGAUGCCACAUGAUAUCAUCAUAUCUAUUUUCAUUAAUUCUGAAUUAUCGAAUGUAAUACUAUGUUUCGUUUCUUACAAUGAAAACAAAAAUAACGAAUGAAAUAAAACAGUCGAAACCCUGUGCUCGAACUAAAUGUUGUUUUUUUUUAUGAUAUCUCAGUAACGUCGACAAUCGAGUUUUCCGAAAUCUGAAUAAGACAUUCUUCUUCAAACAUUGAAUAGCUGUAGGAUAAAAAUUCAUCCAUUCACUGAAA
Molecule: messenger RNA, 2380 nt
Organism: Coccinella septempunctata (seven-spotted ladybird)
Lineage: Eukaryota; Metazoa; Arthropoda; Insecta; Coleoptera; Coccinellidae
Product: tachykinin-like peptides receptor 99D
Exons: 9
Coding region: 400-1707 (435 amino acids)
Biological process (GO): G protein-coupled receptor signaling pathway
Cellular component (GO): plasma membrane
Molecular function (GO): tachykinin receptor activity
Source: RefSeq, a predicted model, not a curated record